AUGAAAGAAACCGAGACGAUUGAUUCUUUCGCAUGGAGGAUUAGUCAAUUGGUCACCAAAGGAGCCAGUUUGGGAACCACCUACGAAAACAAAAAGCUAACCAGAAAGUUAUUAGGCUCUCUUCCAGCAAAGUAUGUUCCAAUUGUCGCAUCAAUUGAACAAUUCGCAGAUUUGAAGGCCAUGACGUUUCAGGAAGCGAUCGGUAGACUGAAGACGUUCGAAGACAGGAUUAAGGGUAUCGAGUCUUUAGCAGAAAAUCAAGGAUGUCUGGAUCGUAUGAAGAAACAAGAUGAAGCUAACUUAGCUAAAAACGAUGAUUUUGAUCCAUCAUUAUUCAUGAUAAUAUGUGAUCAAGAGACGGUUUUUCUAAACGAAGAAUGGGUGAUUCCAAAGCGUUUCGAGACUGAGCCAAUGGAGAAAGACACUUGGUAUCUCGACAACGGAGCAUCGAAUCACAUGAUGGGUAAUCGAGCUUAUUUCUUUGAACUUAAUGAGCGUGUCACGGGAAAGGGAUCGGUAUUACUUGAAGGGAAAACGGGGGAGAAGCGCCUGUUAACCGAUGUUUACUACAUACCGAGUUUGCAAAGCAAUAUCAUAAGUCUUGGUCAAGCAACGGAAGGUGGAUGCGACAUUCACAUGAAACGUGAUUUGCUAACCAUUCAUGAUGAUACAGGGAAGCUUAUGAUGAAGGUGACAAGGACCAAGAACCGUUUGUACAAGAUCAACCUCAAGAUAGCAAGUUCCGGUACACAAGAUAACAUGACUGGAAUAAAGAAUUUUGCGGGUAGGGAUCUACAAAGAGGUGAACUGAAAGAUAAUACGGCAAGUACGAGUCAGAAUCUUCUCAAAGAUCCAAGUUUAAUGAAGAAACCCAAAAUUCAAAGUCCAAAGAAAAAUGUUCAUGAAUUCAAGGAAAGGAUCAAGCAAGGGAUUCAAACCCAAGGAAGUAUACGUAACGAUUCAAGAAAGCGAGUGUUUGCUCAAGGUCGCAGCCGAGUCAAUGGUGGUGCGAGUUCUUAUGACCAAUGGACGAGUCGUGGAGAAAAGACUAGUCGAGUACAAGGUCGCAAGAAUGUUCAAGCUAGGAAGGAGCCGAAAAACACAGCUAGAGAUCAAGAUGAGUUCUAUGAGAAUCAAGACAAACAAGACAUGUUAGAGCCUACCUAUUUCGAGUCGGAAAUUAAGGGGGCGAUUGUUGGCGGUAAUUCCCAACUCCUUACAAGUCGUUGA
Molecule: messenger RNA, 1230 nt
Organism: Helianthus annuus (common sunflower)
Lineage: Eukaryota; Viridiplantae; Streptophyta; Magnoliopsida; Asterales; Asteraceae
Exons: 3
Coding region: 1-1230 (409 amino acids)
Source: RefSeq, a predicted model, not a curated record